GGUUUAAAAAAAAAAAAAACUCGGACUCCAGUCAGCAGGUGGCGGUAGUGCGCCAUCACGUCGCCCCAGAACGACGGGUAAAACCAAAGAAGAAACAGUGUAGUUGUAGUUGACCGAAGUGUGGAGAAGUCGCACAGACUCUCGUAUUCACAGAGUCAAGAUGCAGACACCAGCCGAGUCCAUCCUCCACAGCGGCUAUUUCCACCCAACGCUCCGAUACUGGCAGACCUGCGUCGCUGAUCUGAGACCUGACAAUCUCAUCUACCCCAUCUUCAUCACAGACGGUGCAGAUGCAGUGGAGCCCAUUGGCAGCCUGCCGGGACAGGCCAGAUACGGAGUGAACAAGCUGGAGGGCAUGUUGCGGCCGCUUGUGGAGAACGGCUUGAAAUGUGUGCUGAUUUUUGGUGUCCCUGCAAAAAUAGAAAAGGACGACCGGGGUUCAGGAGCCGACACAGACGACACGCCGGCUGUCCUGGCCGUGAAGAAGAUCAGGUCCUUGUUCCCUGAGCUGCUGGUGGCGUGCGACGUCUGCUUGUGUCCCUACACAUCACACGGACACUGCGGUAUCCUGAAUGACGACGGUACUCUGAACAAUGACGCCAGCUGUUUGCGCUUAGCAGAAGUGGCGCUGGCCUACGCCAGAGCUGGCUGUCACAUUAUCGCUCCCUCUGAUAUGAUGGAUGGAAGAGUCCGAGCCAUCAAACAUGCCCUGAUAUCUAAUGGUUUGGGAAACAAGGCUUCAGUGCUGAGCUACAGUGCAAAGUUUGCCUCUUGUUAUUAUGGUCCUUUCAGGGAUGCUGCCCAGUCCAAACCUGCGUUUGGGGACAGACGCUGCUACCAGCUGCCUCCUGGAGCCAGAGGACUCGCCAUCCGAGCUGUGGAGCGAGACGUGAGAGAAGGAGCUGAUAUGCUGAUGGUGAAACCGGGUCUGCCGUAUCUGGACAUCGUGAGAGAAGUCAAAGACAAGUUCCCCACUCACCCCCUGGCGGUGUACAACGUGUCCGGGGAGUUUGCCAUGAUGUGGCAUGGCGCCCAGGCCGGAGCGUUCGACCUGCGGGCCGCUGUGAUGGAGGCCAUGACCGCCUUCCGCAGGGCAGGUGCUGACAUCAUCAUCACCUACUACACACCUCAGCUGCUCAGCUGGCUGAAGGAGUAAAGAAUAGAAAAAGGACGGGCGGACCUACAGACAGAACAAACCUGCUGUUGACUCAAUCUAACAAAGAGCACUAACGGAUUAAAAUGGAUAAAAAGGCCUUUCUUUCACUUUUUCUGUUCAGUUUUGAUAACAAUUCAAAUAUCAGUAUGUACGUGUAUCUGUCUAUCAGGUUGAUUUGUAGAAGUGAUCCAAAAAAAGUUCUGUAUCCAUGUUCUAUUUCUGUUUAAUCUUUUGAAGGGCUAACAUAGAGCUGACCACUGAGAAUGUAAAAAAAACUGACAAUCUUGUUGGUGUUUUGUAGCAGGAAAUGACUCCUGUUUGUCUUUGGGAUCAGCAUUAAAUGAAGUCUGUCAUCUCUUUUUGACUCAUGUGAUUAUGGAAUGUAUAUUGGUAUGACUUGUGGGAACAGAAUUGUCUGAUACACACUGUAUAUAUGUGACUGCUGACUCAACUUAAGCACCACCAUCCCCUAACAAGCGCUUAUUGACCACAGGGAAUAUAAUCAUUCA
Sander lucioperca (pikeperch) is the source of this 1665-nucleotide messenger RNA. It is a transcript of the gene alad, whose product is annotated as aminolevulinate dehydratase. Gene Ontology annotation, biological process: heme biosynthetic process. NCBI's taxonomy places the organism in Eukaryota, Metazoa, Chordata, Actinopteri, Perciformes, Percidae. Gene Ontology annotation, cellular component: cytosol. Gene Ontology annotation, molecular function: zinc ion binding; porphobilinogen synthase activity. The record is from RefSeq and is a predicted model, not a curated record. Bases 161 to 1156 code for a protein of 331 amino acids. The transcript is spliced from 13 exons.